Molecule: messenger RNA, 150 nt
Organism: Lagenorhynchus albirostris (white-beaked dolphin)
Lineage: Eukaryota; Metazoa; Chordata; Mammalia; Artiodactyla; Delphinidae
Product: mitochondrial import receptor subunit TOM5 homolog
Exons: 1
Coding region: 1-150 (49 amino acids)
Source: RefSeq, a predicted model, not a curated record
AUGUUCUGUAUUGAGAGCCUGGAGACGACACUGGACAAGGAGAGGAAAUGGAAGAUGCUCGAGGAUGUGAUCUCCCUACAGAACGUCCUCAUCUACAUGGUCCUGCUGGGAGUCACUUGCUUUAUCCAAAAGAAAUUGGACAGCAUCUAA